AUGGCCUUUCCCACCGAUUGCAACGAAGAUUCGUCUUCGUCCGCUGAAUGGCUCGCGACGCUCGAUGCGGUUUACACGCUGUUGGAGGAUCCAGUAACACGUGCUGCAUAUCCACACCUGGCGCAGCGUGUACAGGACGCUGUCAGUCUCACAGAAGAAAUAGUACGGGAGCUGGGGCCUGAACAGAUCAGCCUCAGCUUCAAUGGCGGGAAGGACUGCACGGUCCUCGUCCACAUCCUGUCUGCUGUCCUGCGCCGUCUAUCACAAAAAAGAUCAUUAUCUACUCCUUCCUCCUCGCGCACGCCGCCCAUACCGCCUCUGCGAUCCGUCUACAUCACCUGCCCUUCUCCCUUUGCAGAGGUGGAGCGAUUCAUACGCUCCUCGUCGCGCCGUUACAAUCUGCGCGUGCGCAGCGUCGCUGGUGACAUGCGGCAAGGUCUCGAAGAGUACCUUUCCGGCGGCGGGGAGUGCUUCUGCAGCUGCGUCUCUGCCUCUUACGACGGCCACAGCGUGACAGCAAUCUUCAUUGGCACACGCUCCACCGAUCCCAACGGGCGAGGCAUCGGGCGAAGAGCCUGGACCGACUCGGACUGGCCGCGCGUGGAACGGGUCCACCCUAUCUUGGACUGGUCAUACAACGAUGUAUGGGAGUUUCUACGCUGUCCGCUCUUCAAGUACAAACAGGUGGACUGGGAGGAGGAGCGGCUCGAGCAGGAAGGGUGCGCAAGGAGUCCCGGGCUGCCGUAUUGCUUGCUCUACGACCUUGGGUACACUUCAUUAGGCAGCACCUACAACACUUUUCCCAAUCCCGAACUCCAGCGAAAGGCUUCUGCCCCGGCUAAUUCGGUGACUGGAGCAACGCAAAAAGGCGACGAGCAUGUCGACGCCAUUGCCAGCGGUCAGCCCUCCAGAGGCGACGAAGGGCGCACAGCAUCCUACAGGCCAGCGUAUGAGCUCGCAGAUGGCGAUCUUGAGCGCAAAGGGCGCGUCAAAGUGGGCAUGCAGCCAUGCUGA
This is a messenger RNA of Tilletiaria anomala UBC 951, 1014 nucleotides long. RefSeq names its product adenine nucleotide alpha hydrolases-like protein. The transcript is spliced from 4 exons. Lineage: Eukaryota; Fungi; Basidiomycota; Exobasidiomycetes; Georgefischeriales; Tilletiariaceae. The record is from RefSeq and is a predicted model, not a curated record. The coding region runs from base 1 to 1014 and encodes 337 amino acids. Gene Ontology annotation, molecular function: FMN adenylyltransferase activity. Gene Ontology annotation, biological process: FAD biosynthetic process.